UGUGUGUGACGGAGGUGUGUGUGUGUCAGAGUGCUGCUGUCUCUUGGCCAUGGCCUGUCUGAUGGCCGCCUGGUCUGUCCACAACCCCACCGUCACCAACUCCAUCAUCAUGAACACCAACGGGCCCCCGGACCUGAUGUUGGAUCCCCGGACGGUGUGUGUUUGUAUGGAUGAGGUGGUCAGCAAGCGGCCGACAGGCAGCCAGCAGACACCACUUCUGCAGGGACACCCGAAGAAGGUGGACAACAACUUGACGGAAGCCCAGAGGUUCUCCUCAUUACCUCGUAGACCAGCGGUCAACAUUGAGUUUAAGGAUGUCUCCUACUUGGUCAGAGAGGGACCCUGGUGGAGGAAGAAAGGUUACAAAACUCUGCUCAAAGGGAUCUCUGGGAAAUUCACCAGCGGGGACCUGGUGGCCAUCAUGGGGCCCUCAGGAGCCGGGAAGUCCACCCUCAUGAAUAUCCUGGCCGGGUACAGGGAGACGGGGAUGAAAGGUGAGAUCCUGAUCAAUGGUCAGCCCAGAGACCUGCGCUCCUUCCGGAAGGUUUCCUGUUACAUCAUGCAGGACGACAUGCUGCUGCCCCACCUCACCGUACAGGAGGCCAUGAUGGUUUCAGCCAAUCUGAAGCUGCUGGAGAAGGUGGAGGCUCGCAGAGACAUGGUCCGGGACAUCCUGAUGGCUCUGGGUUUGCUAGACUGUGCUAAAACCAGGACUUCUCACCUGUCGGGGGGUCAAAGGAAGAGACUGGCCAUUGCUCUGGAGCUCAUCAACAAUCCUCCGGUUAUGUUUUUCGAUGAACCCACGAGUGGUCUGGACAGCUCGUCGUGCUUCCAGGUGGUCUCUCUGCUCAAAGCUCUGGCUCGAGGAGGACGGACGGUCAUCUGCACCAUCCACCAACCAAGCGCCAAGCUGUUUGAACUCUUCGACAAGCUGUACGUGCUGAGUCAGGGUCAGUGUAUCUACAGGGGACAGGUGUCCAGUCUGGUUCCCUACCUGAGAGACCUCGGACUAAACUGCCCCACCUACCACAACCCCGCUGACUUCGUGAUGGAGGUAGCGUCCGGAGAGUAUGGGGACCAGAUGAUCAGGCUGGUGAGAGCCGUCCAGGAGAGGAAGUCUGAGAAGGACUAUCAGACCGAGCUGAACGGAGACACGAGCCUCCACGCCUUCCUGUGGCAGCGCACAGAGGAGGAGAGCUCAUCAUCUGAAGGUUGUCACAGUUUCUCUGCCAGCUGCAUGACUCAGUUCUCCAUCCUGUUCAGAAGGACCUUCCUCAGCAUCCUCAGAGACUCAGUGCUGACUCACCUGAGGAUCUCGUCUCACAUUGGGAUCGGCGUUCUGAUUGGUCUGCUGUACCUGGGAAUCGGGAAUGAAGCCAAGAAGGUUCUGAGUAACUCAGGGUUCCUCUUCUUCUCCAUGUUGUUCCUCAUGUUUGCUGCUCUGAUGCCCACGGUGCUCACAUUUCCUCUGGAGAUGGGCGUUUUUCUGAGAGAACACCUGAACUACUGGUACAGUCUGAAAGCGUACUACCUGGCCAAGACGAUGGCUGAUGUCCCCUUCCAGGUAGUAUUCCCGGUGGUGUACUGCAGUAUUGUGUACUGGAUGACAGCUCAGCCUCCAGACGCCGGCAGGUUCUUCCUCUUCCUGUCUCUGGGGAUUCUGACCUCUCUGGUAGCUCAGAGUUUGGGUCUGCUGAUCGGAGCUGCUUCCACCUCACUGCAGGUGGCCACGUUUGUGGGUCCGGUCACAGCGAUCCCGGUUCUGUUGUUCUCCGGGUUCUUCGUCAGUUUUGAUACCAUCCCCUGGUACCUGCAGUGGAUGUCCUACAUCUCCUACGUCAGGUACGGGUUCGAGGGCGUCAUCUUGUCCAUCUAUGGUCUGGAUCGAGAGGAUCUUCAGUGUGAUGAAGGUGAGAUGUGUCACUUCCAGAAGUCUGAGGCCAUCCUCAAGGAGCUGGACAUGCUGGAUGCCAAACUCUACCUGGACUUCAUCAUCCUCGCCAUCUUCUUCUUUUCUCUGAGACUCAUCGCUUAUUUUGUCCUCCGGUACAAGAUCAGCUCUGAGAGGUAGACCAGGACUAGGACCAGCAGGACGAGAAGGGGGCAGAGAGCGAGCUCCUGAAGGCCAAAGAGUAGCUGUCUAGUUUGUCUACCUGUGAACCCUGAAUCUACUUUGGCUCGCUCUUAAAAUAAAAAAGGCAUGACGAAGAGACGGCCUGUAGACGUAGCUUUGGUCUGGUCUCAUCGAGGUCCUGUAGGACCAGGAGCUGGUCUUCUGGAUCCUGAACGUUUCACCGUGCCACAUCGUGAACUGAUAUUUACUUUUCAGAAUAAAAGCCUCUGCAGUUGCGGUGUUUUUAAAGAGUCUCAAGAUGAGGCCAUUUUUGCUUCUUUAGUUAAUCACUGAGAUCAAAGGUGAAAGCAGCAUGAGCACAUGUGGACUGACAGACUGCGUCUCAGACUGUUGAUGAAUAAAGACGCAUCAUUUCCUGAACAAACAC
This is a messenger RNA of Archocentrus centrarchus (flier cichlid), 2501 nucleotides long. RefSeq names its product ATP-binding cassette, sub-family G (WHITE), member 1 (gene abcg1). Lineage: Eukaryota; Metazoa; Chordata; Actinopteri; Cichliformes; Cichlidae. Gene Ontology annotation, molecular function: ATP binding; ATP hydrolysis activity; ABC-type sterol transporter activity. Bases 50 to 2071 code for a protein of 673 amino acids. Gene Ontology annotation, cellular component: plasma membrane. Gene Ontology annotation, biological process: cholesterol homeostasis; cholesterol efflux; transmembrane transport. The record is from RefSeq and is a predicted model, not a curated record. The transcript is spliced from 15 exons.